AUGAGUAGCAACAUAUUUUUGGAGUGUGAAACAGAGAGAGACGAGGCAGGGAUGGAAGAAAAUGAAAGAGAUGCAGAGAGAUAUGAGUAUGAAAGAGAUACUGAGAGAGAUAGGUCUCCAUGUUAUGAAGAAGCAAGAGUUGAGAGAAAUGUGAGGGAUUUUGUAGAUGAAGAUGUUGAUUUGUUUGCUACACCUGUCGGCUCAGAUGAUGAUCAAGAUGCUAAUGAAGGAAAUGGUUACUUCACAUACAAGAAAGGCAGUGGUGAGCUUCAGUUAAAACAAGCCUUUGAUAGUUUACAGGCUUUCAAGCAAGCGAUGGUAGAUUAUGUGUUAAAAUAUGGUUGGAAUGUGAAGUAUGUCCGUUGGGAUAAAGACAAAUCUGAACUCAAGUGUGCUAGUGAAGCAGAAGAAGGAGAAGAAGCUUGUAUGUGGAGGAUAUACUGCUCCUAUGAAGCACCAUUGCAAAAAUGGAUGGUUAAAGUGUAUGUGAAGGAUCAUAGUUGCAGUAAAAGUGGGUACUCAAGGCUGAUUACACAAGAAGUCAUUGCCAAGUUGUUCAAAGAUGAUCUUAGAGACGACCCCAAGAUUAUGCCAAAGGAGAUAUUGGUUGAUAUUCAGAAGCGUUGGGAAUUGACGGUGACCAUAGAUCAGUGUAGAAAUGCAAAGACAAGGGCUUUAGAAAUGAUCAAAGAGGAGAAUGAUCAGCAGUUCUCAAGGCUUAGAGAUUACCGGCUAGAGUUGUUAGAGUCUAAUGAGGAUUCAACGGUAGAGCUCGAGACAUUCAACGGAGAUGAUGGUUCAGAUGUUUUCAAUAGAUUUUACGUUUGCUUUGCUGCAUUGAAGAAGACUUGGUGUGCUCACUGUCGACCGAUCUUUGGUCUUGAUGCAUGCUUCCUCAAGUGCACAACAAAGGGUCAGUUGUUAGCAGCUGUUGGCAGAGAUGCAAAUAACCAAAUGUUUCCUAUAGCGUGGGCUGUUGUUGACGUCGAGAGUGAAGACAAUUGGGUUUGGUUUAUUGAGAAAUUGCAGACGGACCUGAAUCUCCAUGAUGGUGAAGGCUUCACUAUCAUAUCAGAUAGACAAAAGGGGUUACUUAAUGCAGUAUCAAAUAUCUUGCCAAUGAUUGAGCACAGGAUUUGUGCAAGACAUAUUUACGCAAACUUAAAGAAGAAACAUCCGCAUAGAGCUGACAUGAAAGGCAAAUUCUGGAAGGUCGCCAAGAGCUACAACAUGGCGCAGUACAACAAGAGGGUGGAUGAGGUGAAGGCAUAUGACAUGAGUGUAUAUGAUUCGAUGAUGAUGAAGAAUCCCAAAAAUUGCAGCCUUGCCUUCUUUACUCCAUCCUCGACUUGUGAUGAUGUAAGCAACAACAUAUCUGAGUCUUUUAAUCAUGCGGUUGACCCUGCUAGAUCAAUGCCACUCGUGGAAAUGUUGGAAACAAUACGUAGAAGAGCUAUGUUGCGCAUUGAGGCAAGGAAGAUGAAAGCAAUGAAUCACAGAGGGAAGUUCAGUCUAAAAGCAAUGGAAAAGGUCAGCGAGGAGCAACGUAAAAUACGUCAUUGCACUAUAUAUCCUUGCGGAUAUGAGGUAUUUGAAGUGAAAGAGAUAAACAGUUCAUACAAAACGAAAAUGGUUGAUCGUACUUGCACUUGUCGAAAGUGGGAGAUGUCGGGAUUGCCUUGUCGUCAUGCCCUGAAAAUCAUUUCUGCAAAGAAGCGCAAACAAGAGGAUUAUAUGGCUGCUUGUAACCUCACCUCGACGUGGAGAAAGCAGUAUGAAACACCAAUUAAGGCUGUCAAUGGGAUAAACUUUUGGAAAAAAACAGGAGAUUCAGAGAUUAUUCCACCACCAACAGAACCAGAAUCAUCAAGAGGAAGAAAGAAAAUUCCUAAGCGGAUAAAAGGAAGGAACGAGUCUCCAAGUAAGAAAAAGACUAAGGUUAGGAAUCAGUCUCCUUCAAAGGUUUCAAGGGAGAGAAGGAUCAUUCAUUGUGGCCGAUGUGGAGAAGGUGGACAUAAUGCAAGGAAGUGCAAAAAUAUUGGAGUCCCAGUUCAAAGACCACCAAAGAAGAAGAAUGUCGCACAAGUAGAAGGAUCAAGUCAACCAACACAAAGUCAAGUGGUCGACUAA
Messenger RNA from Brassica oleracea var. oleracea, 2130 nucleotides. RefSeq lists its product as uncharacterized. NCBI's taxonomy places the organism in Eukaryota, Viridiplantae, Streptophyta, Magnoliopsida, Brassicales, Brassicaceae. Bases 1 to 2130 code for a protein of 709 amino acids. The record is from RefSeq and is a predicted model, not a curated record. The transcript has 4 exons. Gene Ontology annotation, molecular function: nucleic acid binding; zinc ion binding.